AUGAGGAUACUGUGCGCCCUCCUGGCCGUGCAGGCCGUCGCCGCCAUUGGCGAGAAUGCGAUGGACCUCCAAACGAUCACCGGCAUCAUCAGCGGCCUGGGCAGCAUGGUUGGCCAGACCGUGGAGACGAUCAACCUGCCCGCCGAGCUGUUCAUGGGCAAAUGGCAUCAAAUGUACAAGGCGGCCAUCAACUUUGAUGUCUUCAGGACGCAGAUGUUCUGCCAGGUGUCGUACUUCAAAGAAAACUCGGUGAUGGGCUCGGACGGCUUCUCGAUUGAGGAGGCCUACAGGGUGGUGUCGAAGAACGGGCCGAUCGAGACGUACAAGCGCGAUAUGAACAAGGUCGGCCCCGGCCAGUAUUGGAUGUAUACCGAAGAGUACUUCUACCCCAGACAAUUCUAUAUCCUGCACGCGGGGCCCGGAUACGACAACGAGACGAUGGGAACUGAGGCUCCGGAAGGAAUUCAGUACCUCGUCGUUUCGGACUCAAACCGACUUUCAUUGAUGGUGAUGGCUAGGGAUCCGAAUACGUACUAUCAGAAAUACGACGAGGAGGUGAAAACCUACCUGAAGACCAAAGGCUUCGGCGGCAACGUCUUCUGGAACUCCCCGAAGCCCAUCUACCAGGGCCAGGACUGCGAGUGGCCCACCGAAAAAGAGGUCUUCGCCAGGAGGGUGCUGAAGAACCAAGAGGCCCUCGAGAAGUCGAAGCAGAACGCGGUCACGGAGAAGAGUGCAAUCGGGGAUUCCCCUCUGGCCGACUUCUUCAAGAACCCGACAAAGAUCCUCCAGGAGCUCGCCAAGCAAGCCGCCAUGCACCUGGCCCUCGCCCUGCUUGGGCUCGUCGCCGCCGCCCAGGCGCAGCUCGAGCCGUUCGGACCCGACAGAUUUGACCCAAAGCCCACGGUGCCCCCAGAGUUCCGCCAAUACUUUGAACUUGACGGGCACGCCCGCGAACUUGUCGACUCGCUGCUGGGCCCAAGGCCCGGCGGCUUCUUCCCCGAGAAAACCUACGAAAUCGGACACGGCACACCUGUUGCCGCCGCGGGUGGUGCUGCUCAGCCAAGACAUGAGAUUUCGAAACUUGAGCGCACCUUGGAGCAGUUCUUCACGGCUCCUGAAGGAGAAGCCGCCAACGGCCUGCCACCAGGCUUCGGAUCCGGCUUCUCGGUGCUGAACAACCACAAGCAGAUCGCUGGGACUGGGCUUCAGCGUGAUGGCAAGCAACAGCACAUCAACACCGACGGCAACUCGAUCGCCGGAAUCCCGAACGUCUUCCCAAAGUUGCCCAAAGCGCCGAUGAUGAACCAGCCGACAGCUGCGCCCUCUAGAAGACCGUUGAUCGCCGAUGACGUGCCAGUGAUGCCAAGCAUCGAGGCUGCUCCAGAAGUCCCUGAGGGUGGCAUGCUGCCUUCUGAUGUUCGUCGUGCUCCGGAAUCUGUUGGAGACGUGCCCCUCGACGACAGCGAGCCUGGAGAUGGUGAAUAUGGAGGUCUGGCCGAAGAGACAUCGACUGGAGGAGGUGGCCUCAUCGGCACCAUCCUGAACCUCAUCAACCUCGGCUCGAAGAAGGUCAAGGAGGGCGGCAAGCCCGGAUCCGGAAACGCCACUGCCAUCGGAUCGGCCGUCUCGAACUUGUUGACCGGGCCCAACAGCCCGCUGCCCGGGUCUGAUUUGAAGAACUUCUUCUCGAAUUCGCUUUACAAGGCCCUGACGGCCGGUUCCGUGCAGAAGAACGAGACGGACGCCCCCGGAAAUGGCACUGAACUUACUGACGCUCAGAAGGCGGCCAUUGGCGAGAAUCUGGAGAUGAUCCAGAAUUUGAUCAUCCAGCCGUCAUCCCCUCUUUGCACGACCAAGCCCGAGCCUGUUGAUUUUGACUUCUACGCCUUGUUGGGACAGUGGUACCAGGUCGUCUACUCUCCACCUCUCUCCCGCGGACCCUGCAGCAUGGUCGUCUACAAAAAGCUGUCCGAGAACAAUAAUGGAGGCGCCGGCAGCAUUUUCGAGACGUUCGACAACAAGGAGGACGUCAAUAUCCACGUACUCCACACGGGCCCGCUGAACGCCAGCAACGAGUACGAGUUUGUGGUCAUGUCGACGAACUGCAACUUCCCGAUGUAUGUGUUCGCUAGGGAUCCCGUCGUCUACAAGCAGCGCUACGAGACCGCCGUGAUGGAGAUGAUGGAGAAGAAGGGCUGGGUGAACGGCUUCUCCCGCCUUCUGAACGUCGUCGCCUCUGUCGACCAGUCGAUUACCGUAUCCUCAGAAGCAGACAGCAUCCCUGAAGCCACCGCCUUGGCGGCACCGGCGGAAAAGGAGGUCAAGGAGGUCAAGGAAGAGAAGGUCGAGCCCAUUCAACCCAUCCAAGACCCAACCCCAGCCCCUCAGCUCAAUGAGAAGCAGCGACAGGAGCUCGCCAAGGUCGGAGAAGUCGCCGAGAGCAUCCUGACCCGUAUGGGAUUCCGCGGGGAUACACGCCGCGCUCCCCCCUCCAACUUCAACUACCAGAGCGAUGACCUGAACUCGAUCGUUGAUGAAGCUGCCACAAACAGAGUGGAUCUUCAGGGUAUCGCCUCCGGCCAAAUCCCCGGUCUGGCUCCGAUCCCAGUGCCCGGCUUCCCAGGACCUCAAGAUGUACCCACCGUACCUGGCGUCAACACCAUCCCCGGGCUGUCAAACUUUAACUAUAUUGUCGGUCAACUCGUCCCCCAGAUGAUCCCACCGGCCAACACUCUUCUAGGCUCCUCGAUUAGCCGAAUUUUGCCCAAGGACUCUGCCAAGAACCUCGCAAAGGACGUCUUCAAGGCCAUCCACCCCGCUGCCGAGAAUGUUGACACCGCCAGGAUGAUGGGACGCUGGUUCCAGGUCAUCAACAGCCCGCACGUCAUCCGCGAGGCGUGCACCGUGCUGCACUUCGGAGCUCAGAGCAACAGCACCUACGCCGCCACCUUCACCCUGUUGAAAUUCUCCCUGGGCUACGGAUUCAAGAGCGGCGAGACCGGCCAGUUCGUGCUCCACACAUCUAAUGCCCCCGACGCUGAGCCUUUCUGGAUCAUCAAGAAGGGACCGCUCAACGAGUACAACCAGUACGACUACGCCAUUGUGUCUAACUGGGUCCGUUUCCCCGUGUUCGUCAUCGCCAGAGAUCCGGCUCGGUUCCAGAAGGAGCACAUGAAGAACGUGCUUGAAUUCCUGGAGGCCAAUAACUACAUCAACGUCAUGACGAAGGCGUUCAACAUGAUCUCCCCGGUCGACUACAACGCGUGCCAAUACACACCCACCUUCAGCACGGCCGGC
Mesorhabditis spiculigera is the source of this 3300-nucleotide messenger RNA. Lineage: Eukaryota; Metazoa; Nematoda; Chromadorea; Rhabditida; Rhabditidae. The record is from the annotation of a GenBank genome assembly.